AUGAAGGCCGCGGGCUCCGCGGACCCCAUCCCGCCCAUGUGCCGGCCGCACGGGCAGGCAAAGUGCAACCUGGGUAAGGCAGCGUCCACAGCAGCGAGCAGCAGUGAGGCCGCAGAGGUCGGAUCGGCCGGUCAUCGCCACGUGGAGAGCUCAGUCUUGCAGGGGCAUCCAGAUCGCGCAGGAUGUGGUGCCACUGCUGCGCCGCCCACCCGUCUUCCGCUGCGACGCGAGCGCCGCCGGCUCCGCCCCCGGGGGCGCGAGCGUGUUCGGCGCGGCGCGCUGCUGGAGCUGCCUGGCUCCUGCGUAGGCGCAGGUCCACUCGCACACCGCGCGCUCGUGCGCGCAGGGCCUGAGGGUUCUGCCUUCGUCCUCUCCCCCUCUUGA
Molecule: messenger RNA, 384 nt
Organism: Prorocentrum cordatum
Lineage: Eukaryota; Dinophyceae; Prorocentrales; Prorocentraceae
Source: the annotation of a GenBank genome assembly